Molecule: messenger RNA, 696 nt
Organism: Mucor velutinosus
Lineage: Eukaryota; Fungi; Mucoromycota; Mucoromycetes; Mucorales; Mucoraceae
Exons: 1
Coding region: 1-696 (231 amino acids)
Source: RefSeq, a predicted model, not a curated record
AUGCUACUUGCCCAACCAUUUGAUCCCUUCAAUAAUGAACAAACGCAGCACAAGAAGCUACCUCUUCUUGCUCGUUGCAGGCUUAUAUCUCAGCGUACCAAAAGAGUUUUAUGCAACCUUAAAAAUAGAACUCAUGCUACUACUGCCACUGCAAGAGGGUUUCCAACCAUGAUGUUGCCGGACAAUCGAUUCAUGUUGAGCUCCCCUCCUCAUCCACCACUACAGCCUUGGUAUGGCUCUUAUGGCGGCUGCUAUGACCCUUAUCUCAUGAUGGGUCCACCUCCACCUCCACCUCAUCCAAUGCACUUUCCACCCAUGCCACACCAUCAGUCAAUGCCAUACUCAAUAUGUGUGCAUCUGACAUCCUCUUGUCCUCUCGAGAACAACCAUCAACCUCACUACAGUAGCAGGGUUAGACAUCAAGACAGCUCCUCGGCGACAGAAUCAACGUUAUACAGUUCCGCUUCAUCUCUCUACAAUGAUGAUGAGAAGGAGCAGAUAGAGUAUGAUUAUGGCGAUCGACAAAAUCAAUACAUUAGAAGAAGCCAAAGUGGUAGCAACCUCGCGGCUGCACCCUCAUCACUGACUCGAAGCAAUAGCGAUAUCCUUCAUGAUCGCCAUCAAUAUCAUCCACAAAGGAGAUGUCCAUACAUGCAACAUAGAUGGAGCAGUCAAGAUGAAAUGUAUUAUCAGUAA